This is a messenger RNA of Dentiscutata erythropus, 128 nucleotides long. The record is from the annotation of a GenBank genome assembly. Lineage: Eukaryota; Fungi; Glomeromycota; Glomeromycetes; Diversisporales; Gigasporaceae.
UCCUCGCGCUCCUCAAAAACUCGUAGUUGGAGUCUUAAAAAAGCCAAUAUUGAAUAAUGGUAUAUACACGUAUAAAUUUGUGACAGACAAAUGGAGCUAUGGCCUGUAUACCGGCAAUCUUACCAUCC